Drosophila busckii is the source of this 1101-nucleotide messenger RNA. RefSeq names its product cytochrome c1, heme protein, mitochondrial. The record is from RefSeq and is a predicted model, not a curated record. Lineage: Eukaryota; Metazoa; Arthropoda; Insecta; Diptera; Drosophilidae. Gene Ontology annotation, molecular function: heme binding; electron transfer activity. The coding region runs from base 84 to 1061 and encodes 325 amino acids. Gene Ontology annotation, biological process: mitochondrial electron transport, ubiquinol to cytochrome c. The transcript has a single exon.
GUUUUACAACACUACUCAAUGCUCAAAGGAAACGCAGCUGUCAGCAUCAUCGAAAUUCCGUAAAUAUAGAAAUAAAUUAUAACAUGGCUAAAAUGUUGUUGAAUUUCGGCAGCAAGCUGCUCAAGUCCACCAAAAACUGGACUUCUCAUAAGAGCAGCACAUGGACGAAUGCCCAGAACAGGCUAAGUGCGCGCCAAAAGUUGCUAGGUGUUGGCAUUGGCGUUCUGACGGGCGGCGCUGGAGUUUUGCUGUACGCUUUAGAAGCUAGUGUAGAGGCUUCUAGUGAUAUGGUACAUGCUCCGAGGCAGGCGUGGGGUCACCUUGGAUUGCUGUCGGCUUUAGACAAGAAAGGCGUUCGUCGAGGCUUUCAGGUGUACAAGGAGGUGUGCGCAUCGUGUCACUCGCUGCAGUAUAUGGCAUAUCGAAAUCUGGUGGGCGUCUGCAUGACUGAGGCGGAAGCCAAGGCUGAGGCGGAGAUGAUAACGGUGAGAGACGGUCCCGACGAGGAGGGUAACUACUACGAUCGUCCGGGCAAGUUGUCUGAUCAUUUUCCUAUGCCAUAUCCAAAUGAGGAAGCAGCUCGUUCGGCCAAUAAUGGCUCUUAUCCGCCUGAUCUAAGUUACAUUAUUGCUGCUCGCAAGGGUGGCGAGGACUACAUAUUUUCUCUAUUGACUGGCUACUGCGAUCCUCCGGCUGGUUUCCAACUGCGCGAAGGACUAUACUUUAAUCCAUAUUUUUCGGGCGGCGCUAUAGCAAUGGGUCAGCUAGUAAGCAAUGAGUCUGUCACUUACGAUGAUCCAGAUGUUCCAGCCUCAGCCAGUCAAAUAGCCAAGGAUGUGUGUACGUUUCUGAAAUGGACAUCGGAGCCAGAUGGUGAUGACCGCAAGUUGCUGCUAAUUAAAUCUGUAAUCAUAUCAUUUUUUUUGAUUGGCAUUACUUACUACAUUAAGCGCUUGAAGUGGUCUUGUCUGAAGACGCGAAAAAUAUACUUUAUGGAUGAUGUUAUUGCAAGUAACAAGGCUAAGGAAAAAUCAAAUGACAACGAAUGUCCUAAGGAAUAAAUAUCGUAGCAAAUGGCUAUUGUAAUAAAUAAAUAUAUUU